AGCAGAGCUCCAGUGUGCGCGCGCGGAUGGUGAGGGUUCGGAGCACGCGCAGUGCUUACCUCAGGAUUUCUCUCACACACACACACACACACACUCUCUCACACACACACUCUCUCACACACACACACACACACUCUCUCACACACACACACACACACUCUCUCUCACACACACUCUCACACACACACACACACUCUCUCACACACACACACACUCUCUCACACACACACACACACUCUCUCUCACACACACUCUCACACACACACACACACUCUCACUCUGCUCCAGCCUGCCGGUGCUGCGCUGUGUGGGUUUAGCGGUGCUGAAGCAGCCCGUGAGGCGGCGUUGGAUUGUCGGUGCAUUGUGGAGUAAAGAGCGCGCAGCGCUGCGGGAGGGUUUAAUCCGCACUCAGCGCAGGACGCAGCUGCGGAGCCGCACACUCGGAAAGGAACCGACGCUUUCCUUCAUUUUCCUUCCCCUCUCUCUGUCUGGACCGAACCACUGCCUGGGCCUCGAACAGCUCACAUUAUUCAGGCUGAACACUGAGGGACAGAAGCAGAGCUCCUCAGGCUGAGGCUGAUGGUUGUGAUUGUUACACUGGCCAACUGGAAAACUUCAUAAACUCCACUUUCUGUGUGUGUGUGUGUGCGUGCGGCAGUGUGUGUGUGUCGGGUUUUUUUGGCCAUUUUGUUUUGCAGUGUGUGCAGCUGUUUAAGCCCUGAAACUGGACUUGCCCAUGGGCUGUGUGUGUGUGAGGCCCAGCUGACAGGCCCUGAGCUCCACUUCCUCUCUCUGUUCCUCUUUAUUCAUUUCUAUUCUCAGGACUGGGGACAUGGGGGGGAUCUCUCCCUCCACCUCUCCCUCCAGCUCUCCCUCCAUCAUGCAGCUCGUGUGGAGGAGUGUGACUGCACUGUGGAUCUUACUGAUCACAACACGAGCUGAUGAAGAGGUUUUAAUGAACACCAAGACAGAGACGUCGGAUCUGAAGUGGACCACGUACCCCCGGCCCUCCGGAUCUGAGGAGGCGAGUGGUCUGUGGGAGGAAGUGAGUGGUCUGGAUGAGGAGAACAACAGCGUGCGGACGUAUCAGAUCUGUCAGAGCGACGGCUCGGCGAGUCAUUGGCUGCGCAGUAAGCUGAUUGCACGUCGUGGGGCAUCGCAGGUCUACGUGGAGCUGCGCUUCACCAUGAUCGAGUGCUCGUCUCGCAGCACGCACCACCGCUCCUGUAAGGAGACCUUCAACCUCUACUACUAUCAGAGUGACACGGACGACGCCACGCCCACACACCCCGCCUGGAUGGAGAACCCUUACGUCAAGGUGGACACGGUGGCAGCGGACUACCUGCUCCGCAAAGGAGGAGAGAAAAAGUUCAAUGUGAAGACGCUGCGUCUGGGUCCUCUGAGCAAGCGUGGCUUUUAUUUAGCGUUCCAGGCUCAGGGGGCGUGCAUGGCCCUGCUCUCGGUGCGCGUCUUUUUCAAGAAGUGUCCUUCGCUCACACGCUCACUGUCCGUCUUCCCUGAGACAAUCCCGCGCUCGCUGGUGCAGGAGGCUGUGGGCGAGUGUGUGAAAAACGCCGUUCUGCUCGGACCCAAAGCCAGACCGCCAAAGAUGUUCUGCGCAGAGGACGGGCAGUGGGUGGAUCAGCCGAGUAGCAGCUGCACGUGUUCGCCGGGGUACGAGACCGGCCCGGGGGAGCUCGAGUGCAGGGCGUGUCCUGCGGGUCACUUUAAGUUGAGUCCUGGUGCCGGUCCGUGUUCUCCGUGUCCCGAGUCAAGUCACACAGGAGAGAUGGGAGCCGCUGCGUGUGUGUGUCGCCCGCAAUACCACCGAGCUCCAACAGACACGCUGGACAUGCCCUGUACCCGCCCCCCCUCGCCCCCCCACAACCUCUUUCCUCAGAUUAAUGACACGUCAGUGACUCUGGAGUGGAGCGAGCCAGUGGACAGCGGCGGACGCUCGGACCUCUCCUACAGUGUCGAGUGUCGAGUGUGUGUGACGUCCUCGUGCUUGCCAUGUGGCGACGGCGUGAGCUACAGACCCGCCCAGCGAGGCCUCACUGGACGCAGCGUCAGUGUCUGGGGGCUCCGCCCACACACUACCUACACUUUCACUGUCACCGCCCUCAACGGGGUUUCCCUGCUCAGCGGCCAGGGGCUGGCCUCAGAGAGCAUCAACAUCACCACAGGGCAGCACGUUCCAGUGCUGGUCUCAGGGAUCAGGCAGAGCACAGCGACGGAGUCCAGUCUGACAUUACACUGGCCGAUCCCAACACACACUCACUACAACAUCCUACAGUAUCAACUCCGCUACUGCGAGAAGCAGGAGCGCGGCACCGAGGAACACUCAUGCCGCUAUAAGGAGAGCGUCAGUAAUCACGUGGUUCUGAGUGACCUCCGCAGAGCGACUCAGUACGAAGUGCAGAUCCGAGCUCGGACGCCGUCGGGGUACAGCAUCUUCAGCCAGGCCAAGUCCUUCAGAACACUGCCUGAUGAAGACGUCUCCUCGUCCCCGCUGCUGGUCACCGGGAUUCUGGUUGCCGUGGGGAUGAUCCUGCUCAUCGUUGUCAUCGGACUCGCCAUCUACUGCAUCCGCAAACAGAACCGUCUGAAGGAUCCAGAACUCAGUGAUAAAAAUGGCCAGUACCUCAUGGGCCAAGGAGUGAAGGUGUACAUCGAUCCGUUCACCUACGAGGACCCGAACGAGGCUGUGAGAGAGUUCGCUAAAGAGAUCGACGUCUCCUGUGUGAAGAUCGAGGAGGUGAUCGGAGCAGGCGAGUUUGGUGAGGUGUGUCGAGGCCGUCUCCGUGUUCCUGGUAAAAAGGAGAACUACGUGGCUAUUAAGACUCUGAAGGGCGGCUACACCGAUAAACAGAGGCGGGACUUCCUGUCUGAGGCUUCCAUCAUGGGCCAGUUCCACCAUCCCAACAUCAUCCACCUGGAGGGCAUCAUCACCGCCAGCUGCCCCGUCAUGAUCAUCACAGAGUUCAUGGAGAACGGAGCCCUUGACUCCUUCCUCAGGUUGAAUGAUGGUCAAUUCACACCGAUCCAGUUAGUGGGAAUGCUGCGUGGAAUAGCGAGCGGGAUGAAGUAUCUUUCGGAGAUGAGCUACGUCCAUCGGGAUCUGGCAGCUCGGAAUAUUCUGGUCAACAGCAACCUGGUGUGUAAAGUGUCUGAUUUUGGACUGAGCCGGUUCCUGCAGGAGAACUCCUCCGAUCCCACGUACACCAGCUCACUGGGCGGUAAGAUCCCCAUUCGUUGGACGGCUCCGGAGGCCAUCGCGUUCCGCAAAUUCACCUCCGCCUCCGAUGUGUGGAGCUACGGCAUCGUCAUGUGGGAGGUGAUGUCGUUCGGAGAGAGACCCUACUGGGACAUGAGCAACCAGGACGUUAUCAAUGCCAUAGAGCAGGACUAUCGUUUGCCACCGCCCCCUGAAUGCCCCUCCCACCUCCAUCAGCUGAUGCUGGACUGCUGGCAGAAAGAGCGAACGGCUCGACCCAGAUUCGCCAACAUCGUCUCUGCCCUCGACAAGUUGAUCCGAAACCCCGCCUCCCUCAAAAUCACCGCCCAUGAUGGAGCAGGUCCGUCUCACCCUCUCCUGGACCAGCGCUCUGCUCUCUCCUCCUGCAGCUCGGUGGCUGAGUGGCUCAGGGCCAUAAAGAUGGAGCGCUAUGAGGAGAGUUUCAUCCAGGCGGGAUACACAUCCAUCCCACUACUGACUCACAUCAACACUGAGGAUCUGUUGCGGUUGGGCGUGACUCUUGCUGGCCAUCAGAAGAAAAUCCUCUCCAGCAUUCAAGCUCUUCGAAUCCAAAAUAAGGGACCCAACAACGUCCUGUACUGAUUGACUGACACACACACUCUCACUCCUCUCUCUCUCUCUCUCUCUCUCUCUCUCUCUCUCACACACACACUCGUUUAUAGACUCAGCUCUUCCUCUGACGUGGACCAAUCAGGACCUUAUUUGUCGUCCAAUCAGGAGCUGUAUCAGGACGUCAGAAAAUGGCUUCCAUGUGACGUUAAAACUUUAAGACUCUAUGAAGCAAGUUGCACAAUCGCCGUGGCAACAGUACGGCGUUUUAACGGAGAACGUCACGAAGGGUGGGAGGAGAAAAAAGUGCCAUGUUUUUGGGCGGAGGACUUCCACGCCGCAUUAUGUUUUCAGAGUAUUUUUCUAACAGAGUGUGAUCUCAGCGAGAGACUUAACAAGGAUUAAACAAGGAGGAACAGUGAGAACCGUGUUUAAGCCCUACCGGGACAGCGCCGGUUCUCCGCAGGGGCAAUUCUGCUCUCUCUCUUCUUUCUUUACACACCUGACCCUCGGGGGAUUUGAUUUCUUUUCAGUAUCUGCAGUGUGUGCUGUGAGAAAUCACACACACCUGACAUCACAUCACACACCGUCUCCUAGGCAACCGUUUGAUUCUGGUUUAUUACUAAUGCCUGAAAUAUAAUCUGGUCACUCCGACUGUGUGUUACACGUUUUCACAAGCGUGCUGUUCGGAUCACUUCCUUUCUCUGAUCGGAUUAUUAAUCCCAAUUCUCUGGAUACGGUAGUCAGUUAUCCUGAGGUUUUACGCACACACACAGUGUUCGAAUGUACUAAACAGUCAUUUCUCAUUGAUGUAGCCCCGCCUCCUAAAGAUCACAUGACCAUGUAGAGCGGUGGUUGUUUUUCUGUAUUUUGUUUGUUAGUGUCCAGGCACCAGAGUCACCUCGGCUCAGACGUCUUCUCGGGGAGGAAAAUUUAAGAAGUGAAAUCUCUGUGGAUCCAAAAAAUCAGAUCAGAAGAAUCUGAAUCCUGUUUUUAGGAAAUAAAUCUGUACUGAUGGCGUCUGUGAGUUUAUUUUACACACAACGGGGUCCUUGGCCUCUUUAAAGAGUUUUGAGAAGCGCUUUACAGCAGCAGCGAUGCUAAUCCGAUAACAACCGUGAUCAGUAGCAGAGUAAACAUCAGGGUCAAAUGAGUUAAUAAUUAGGAUGAGAUUUUAUUUUAUUUUUUACAUGAACAGGGUUUUUUUUUUUUUUUUAAAGUUUAUUCCCCACUUUCCAAGAUGAUUAUGAUGUAUGAGUGCUUAAAUCAUAAUCUAAGUGCUCUAAUUACAGUAAAUGAGUUAAUGUUUUAAAUGCAGCACGGAAACUCAAAUGCGUUAAUUAAUAAUAAAUUAAGUUGGUAAAUUGAACCAAAUCCACUUUAAAAGUUAAAAUUGUUUUUGCUUGUUUGUUAUAAUUUGAUUAUUUCACCAAUUAGAAAACGUUUUCAAAACAAUCUCACACUCAAUUGCGUUUACUGGAAAAGCUCAAAAUCACGAUAUUUAAAUUACAGUUAAUAAAAUCAGCCCUGUGAGCAAGAUGCAGUUCGUACAGGCACAUUUUUACAGACAUCCAGCUGCCACUGUUUUAUUCCAGGUGUUCCACUCAGGUGUGUGUGAGAGAGAGAGUGAGAGAGCACUUGGUCAUAUUGUAUUCAGGAGUAAAGAUGAACAGCAUCACACACACACACACACACACACUGUCUCUUCUCAUAAACAGAACGUCUCUAUUUAAAAAUGGUUCCGCUUCAGUGACCUUUGACCCCAGGCGGGUUCCCGGUGUGGGUUUAUGGGUCGGAGGAAGAGUCGGAUCUUCACAUUGGAGAUCUGUAAUAAACAAAAGCAGGGAGACUUAUUAUUAUUGUUGUUAUUAUUGUUAUAAUAAUUAUGCCUUUGUUUUCCUUUGAUGUAUAGGAAUAUUCAUUUUUAUGUAAAUUAGAUUUAAUUCCUCCUUCAGUGUAAUCUGUGUUUCUGUCCCAACAAUAAACCAUUUACACUCUCUCUCUCACA
Messenger RNA from Neoarius graeffei (lesser salmon catfish), 5816 nucleotides. Its product is annotated as ephrin type-B receptor 4a-like. The record is from RefSeq and is a predicted model, not a curated record. The transcript has 17 exons. Gene Ontology annotation, biological process: cell surface receptor protein tyrosine kinase signaling pathway; central nervous system projection neuron axonogenesis; axon guidance. Gene Ontology annotation, cellular component: plasma membrane; neuron projection. Gene Ontology annotation, molecular function: transmembrane-ephrin receptor activity; protein binding; ATP binding. Lineage: Eukaryota; Metazoa; Chordata; Actinopteri; Siluriformes; Ariidae. Bases 833 to 3841 code for a protein of 1002 amino acids.